AUGGAGGGCGCAGGGCCCCGGGGGGCCGGGCCGGCGCGGCGCCGGGGAGCCGGGGGGCCGUCGCUGCUGCUGCUGCUGCUCUGGCUGCUGCCCGGCCCCGCGGCGCCCCAGGAGCUGAGCCCGCGCGGCCGCAACGUGUGCCGCGCACCCGGCUCCCAGGAGCUCACGUGCUGCGCCGGCUGGAGACAGCAGGGGGACGAGUGUGGGAUCGCUGUGUGCGAAGGCAACUCCACGUGCUCGGAGAACGAGGUGUGCGUGCGACCCGGCGAGUGCCGCUGCCGCCACGGCUAUUUCGGGGCCAACUGCGACACCAAGUGCCCGCGCCAGUUCUGGGGUCCCGACUGCAAGGAGCUCUGCGUCUGCCACCCGCACGGGCAGUGCGAGGACGUGACGGGCCAGUGUACGUGUCACGCGCGGCGCUGGGGCGCACGCUGCGAGCAUGCGUGCCAGUGCCAGCACGGCGCGUGCCACCCGCGGAGCGGCGUGUGUCGCUGCGAGCCCGGCUGGUGGGGCCCGCAGUGCGCCAGCGCGUGCUACUGCAGCGCCACGUCGCGCUGCGACCCGCAGACGGGCGCGUGCCUGUGCCGCGCGGGCUGGUGGGGCCGCAGCUGCAACAACCAGUGCGCCUGCAGCUCGUCGCCGUGCGAGCAGCAGAGCGGCCGCUGCCAGUGCCGGGAGCGCACGUUCGGCGCGCGCUGCGAGCGCUACUGCCAGUGCUUCCGCGGCCGCUGCCACCCGGUGGACGGCACGUGCGCGUGCGAGCCCGGCUACAGGGGCAAGUACUGCCGGGAGCCGUGCCCCGCCGGCUUCUACGGCCUGGGCUGCCGCCGCCGAUGCGGCCAGUGCAAGGGCCAGCAGCCGUGCACCGUGGCCGAGGGCCGCUGCCUGACGUGCGAGCCCGGCUGGAACGGCACCAAGUGCGACCAGCCGUGCGCCGCCGGCUUCUACGGCGAGGGCUGCGGCCGCCGAUGCCCGCCGUGUCGCGACGGGCACGCCUGCAACCACGUGACCGGCAAGUGCGCGCGCUGCAACGCGGGCUGGAUCGGCGACCGGUGUGAGACCAAGUGCAGCAAUGGCACGUACGGCGAGGACUGCGCGUUCGUGUGCGCCGACUGCGGGAGCGGCCACUGCGACUUCCAGUCCGGACGAUGCCUCUGCAGCCCGGGCGUCCAUGGGCCCCACUGUAACCUGACCUGCCCGCCCGGGCUCCACGGCGUGGACUGCGCCCAGGCCUGCAGCUGCCACGAGGACUCGUGCGACCCGGUCACCGGUGCCUGCCGCCUGGAGACCAACCAGCGCAAGGGCGUGAUGGGCGCGGGGGCGCUGCUCGCCCUGCUCCUCGGCCUGCUGCUCUCGCUGCUCGGCUGCUGCUGCGCCUGCCGCGGCAAGGACCCAGCGCGCGGGCCCCGCCCCCGCAGGGAGCUCUCGCUGGGGAGGAAGGCGCCGCAGCGCCUGUGCGGACGCUUCAGUCGUAUCAGCAUGAAGCUACCCCGGAUCCCGCUCCGCAGGCAGAAGCUGCCCAAGGUCGUAGUGGCCCGCCACGACCUGGAGCACACACUCAGCUGCAGCUUCCUGGAGCCGCCCUCGGGGCUGGAGCAGCCCUCACCAUCAUGGUCCUCCCGGGCCUCCUUCUCCUCCUUUGAUACCACGGAUGAAGGCCCCGUGUACUGCGUACCCCACGAGGAGGCGGCCGCCGAGAGCCGGGAUUCGGAGGCCCCCGCCGCGGCGCCGGUGACCACGCCCGCGGAGGAGGCGGCGCCCCUCCCCGCGUCCUCCGACAGCGAGCGGUCCGCGUCGAGCGGCGACGGGCCCGGAGGGGCGCUGUAUGCGCGCGUGGCCCGGCGCGAGGCCCGGCCGGCCCGGGUCCGAGACGAGGCCCGAGGCCUGUCGCUUUCGCCAUCGCCCGAGCGCCGGAAGCCGCCGCCACCCGACCCCGCCACCAAACCCAAGGUGUCCUGGGUCCAUGGCAAGCAGGGUGCUGGGGCCGCCGCCGCCGCCGCCCCCGCGCCCUCGCCUCCACCCGCGGGCCCCGAGGCCGCUCCCAGCCCCAGCAAGAGGAAACGGACGCCCAGCGACACGUCGGCGCGGCCCCCCGGGCUGGCAGAGGAGGGGCCGGGCCUCGCGGCACCCUCCCCGCCUCGGGCUCGGGCUCGGGGCCGCGGCCCGGGCCUCCCAGAGCCCACGGACGCUGGCGGGCCCCCGCGCAGCGCGCCGGAGGCCGCCUCCAUGCUGGCCGCCGAGCUGCGCGACAAGACUCGCAGCCUGGGCCGUGCCGAGGGGCCCCCGGGCAUGCAGGGCCCCCGAGAGAAGCCGGCGCCUCCGCAAAAGGCCAAGCGCUCCGCGCCUCCCUCUUCUCCCGCCCGUGCGUCCCCCGCGCCUGAGGCCCUGGGGCCCGAAAAGGCGGCAGCCGGCGUGUCCGGAUCCGACACCCCUCGAAAGAAAACCCCCAUCCAGAAGCCGCCCCGCAAGAAGAGCCGGGAGCUGGCGGGCGAGCCGGGCCGGGUGGGCGCACCCACGCUGUAGUACGGGCGCCCCGUGGGCCUGCAACUUCCCCGCUUAGCAGCGCUGCUUGGCACCCCGUGCCCCGCGCCCCCGCGUCUCCCGCGGGGGCCCCAGUCUGGAGCCGCCGGGCGGGAGGCUGCGUCUCGCUGAUUCAGGCCCCGCGGCCCUCCUGGACGGGACCAUGGUCACUGCGGCAGGAAGCCCCAUCCGGUGGCUGAGGCCUGACAGGCGCUUCGCUGACCCCUCCCUUCCCACGGCCUCCCUGGGGAGGGCUCCCGUCUGCCCGCCGGGCUCUCCCAGGCCAGGGGCAGGAGGGCUCUGUCUGGAGAACACCUCCCACUGGCCCAGAGUGCCUUGGCUGGGCCGCCUUCUCACUGGCUGGGGCCAGAAGCACUUCCACCCUGGAUGCCUCUCUGGUCAAGGCCUGGUGCCUCUGGCUGGAAGCUCCUUCCACUGGCUGAGCCCCAGGGCCUCUGGUUGACAGGAGCCUGGGGAGGAGGGCUGGUCUCUGCUCCUCAGGGGGCUUGGCUGUCCCCCACCAGUCCUUCCCAGCCCCCUCCGCUGUCGAGCUGGUUUUGAUGGCCUCCCAGCACCCCACAUGCCUGGGAAUCCGAGGGGCGACUCCAGUGGCCUGAGGAGAUGUAUUUAUAGGCCCCCGGCAGGGCUGCUCCCACCCCCCCCCCCCGG
Budorcas taxicolor (takin) is the source of this 3189-nucleotide messenger RNA. It is a transcript of the gene SCARF2, whose product is annotated as scavenger receptor class F member 2. The record is from RefSeq and is a predicted model, not a curated record. Lineage: Eukaryota; Metazoa; Chordata; Mammalia; Artiodactyla; Bovidae. The transcript has 11 exons. The coding region runs from base 1 to 2523 and encodes 840 amino acids. Gene Ontology annotation, molecular function: scavenger receptor activity.